Messenger RNA from Aspergillus thermomutatus, 2547 nucleotides. Its product is annotated as ankyrin repeat domain-containing protein. The coding region runs from base 1 to 2547 and encodes 848 amino acids. The record is from RefSeq and is a predicted model, not a curated record. The transcript is spliced from 7 exons. Gene Ontology annotation, molecular function: protein binding. Lineage: Eukaryota; Fungi; Ascomycota; Eurotiomycetes; Eurotiales; Aspergillaceae.
AUGUUGUCAAACAAUGUUGAUUCGUCCGAUCCAAUCCAAGAAAUCAGGGAUGAGCUCAUCGCGCUCCUGGAGCGUUUUGUGCAUCUUAUUGCUUCCCACGCAGCCAUUGAUCUUCAAGAGACGCCCAAGUUUCAAACAAUACUUCACGAACUUUGCGAGGCACGCCCGGAUGUCGCACGAGCCAUUGUAGGAACCAUUCAAGAGAGAAACAAGCCGGUCCCACCCGAACAGCAGGUCAACGCGAGCACUGCCCCCUUAAAACGAAAAUGGAAGCUAGACCAAGAUCCCCCUUAUCGUCCAUCAAAGUCUACCAGGAUUAGCAGAUCUUCCGCAUACCUUGCGAAAUCCAGUCCCACCGCUGACUGUCGCGGUCUGGAAACAGAAAGGCCGAUCAUGGAGGACGACGAAGCUCUUCCAACAGUCACCAUGGCAAGCGAGGACAUGCCACUGAUGGAGACUCCAACAUCACGCGGGCCCGAAAAUACCCUACCAGAUGCUGAACCAAUGCCGCCCGCCGGAAAGACCCUAGAUGCAGGACAGAUUGAAAAAAAGUCCUUCCCUCAACCUAAGGUCUACCAAGAAAAAGUACUAGUGUCAGCUGAGAGCUCUAGUUCAUCCUGUCAGCUCCCAACAGACUCCUCUAUGGAGGCAUCGCCUGUCCGGGACUUGAUUGUUGAGGCUGCUCGGACCCUCUACCACAACUCAGCCAACACCAGGACGGCGUCCCAAAGGCUAUACACAAACGAAUUCUUCGUACUUGAGAUGGGAUCCUCUCGGCAACGUCACGUUACUAUUCUUAAUAUGCUGGAGUACAUGGGGGCCUGGGAAUGGUAUGAUGGCCAAGUACAACUGGCCCAAAGGACGAUCUCCACCAAGAAGGGCCAGCCCGUGGAUCGUCGAGGAGCUGCAAUCCAUGUGCUGAAUGAGAUGCAGACCACUCGAAGGAGUGUGGAAGACCAGGGAAGGUGGAUUAGCGGGGUUGGAACGGUUGCGUUGAACCAAAGUGAAGCAGGCCACGAGCUUCCGGGCAGUCCGGUCAGCCUUGCUGAGAGUGACCAGCGCCAGCGGAGGAAACUGAUCAGCAUGCAACUUAGCAGAGGCCAGAAGCUAAGCACGAAGCUGACUAAAAACCUAGGAUUUGGGAUACUGUUCAGCAAAAAAAGCUGGGAAUAUACUAAGAUGAGCAUGAGGCGUCUGGACGACCUUAUUAAUUCUAUCCAAGCAGACCCCGGAUCCCGGAUGAAGAUAUCGUCGGACGAACAAAAGAAGAAGGGCACUAGUGGAGCACACACCAGCAAGAUGGAUGUGGAUUCCAAGUCUCAGUCUGGUCGCAGCCCAGAAAAAGAAGAGCAAAAUUGUUUGCCACUUGAUAAGGAGGCUGUCGACUCUGAUAUUCAAUCGUGGGUCACAACACAACUUGCUCAACGGCAUGAUUUUACAAAGAAGUCGUUGUCGCAGGAUCUUAUCAAGGAAAUCCAGGGGAGGGUUGGUGAUGGGGCCGACGGGAUGUUCAGGUGGGCGUUCUGUCAAUUGGACAGUCUUGCUCGAUGUUCCCACGAAGCCGCUAUGGAGGAGGCUCUUGCAUCUUUGCCGCAGACAUUAAAUGAGACAUACCAGCGCAUGAUUGCAAACAUACCAGCAGAGUUACAGAAUGAUGCUAUACGCCUCCUGCAAUUCCUGGUGCACUCCAAGAGACCUGUCAAGCUAGCGGAAGCUAAAGAAGUAAUUGCGACGCAGAUUAAAACUAAGGCGCGAGGGUUCAGUGUCAAGCGUCGACUGUUCUAUGAGACUGAUGUUUUGAAAUACUGUCCCGGCUUACUGACAGUUGUUCAGGCCACCAAUAAAGAGCUACACCUCGCCCACUUUUCUGUCAAGGAGUAUCUUGGUGAAAUGAAUGGUUUUAGCAAUGCGACUGCCAGCGUUUCUAUUACAAAGACGUGCUUGACUUAUCUCACGGACAUCAACGGUAGCCACAAAGAGCUCGAGGAGAAUUUUCCAAUGGCAAGAUAUGCGGCGGAAGCUUGGACAGGCCAUGCUGCGUUAGCUCAGGCUUCUUCAGAUAUUGUUGCAGCGAUAGUCAAGUUCUUGAUGGAGGAAGCGACAUUUCAACGAUGGCUUCAUUUGUUUCAGGCUGAUGUGAGUUGGAAAAGCAACUCUGGCUCUCCACCAGGCUCCAGGCUCUACUAUGCGUGCUUCGCAGGGCUCGCACAGCCAGCACGAACUAUAAUCCACAAUGGGGCAGACGUCAACGCGAAGGGCGGCCGCUAUGGCAAUGCUCUCCAGGCUGCCUCGAUAGAAGGCCAUCAGGAGGUUGUGAGACUGCUCUUGGACAAGGGAGCAGAUAUCAACACGCAGGGCGGGGAAUAUGGCACUGCUCUACAGCGGGAUUUUAUUGGUCCGCUAUCAGGUGAUUUGCGCAUGACUGGGUCUUUCAAAAAUGGUAAAUUGGGCAGUUCAUCCUUCGGUAUCCAGAAGACCUACCAAGAGUAUCUUGGUGGUAGUAUGCACACUUGGCGUCACCAACUCAGAGACCAGGACAGCAUUUGA